AAGCCGGCGGGGAGGCGCAGACGCCGCGUUGGGCUCCAGUGGCUGACCCGAGCGCCGGGCCGCUUCCGCCGCCUCUGCCCGUCUUCCUGCUGCCUCUGUCCGCGGGCUCCGCACUGGGUAUCGGCCGCCUGCCGGCCCGUCCGCCCGGGAAACGCCAUGGCCGGCUACGUGCCGGGCCAGCUGCCGCUCAACCGCAGCCAGGAGAAGGAGUUCGUGCAGGCCUACGAGGAUGUACUGGAGCGCUACAAAGAUGAACGGGACCGGGUCCAGAAAAAAACCUUCACAAAAUGGGUGAAUAAGCACCUGAUGAAGGUGCGCAAGCACAUCAAUGACCUCUACGAGGAUCUGCGAGAUGGUCACAACCUCAUCUCUCUACUGGAGGUCCUUUCGGGCGUCAAGUUGCCUCGAGAAAAGGGGAGGAUGCGCUUCCAUCGCCUGCAGAAUGUGCAGAUCGCGCUUGACUUCCUCAAACAGCGACAGGUGAAACUGGUGAACAUUCGUAAUGAUGACAUCACCGAUGGGAACCCGAAACUCACCCUGGGUUUGAUCUGGACGAUUAUCCUUCAUUUUCAGAUCUCUGACAUCUACAUCAGCGGAGAGUCUGGGGACAUGUCUGCUAAAGAAAAGCUGCUUUUGUGGUCACAGAAAGUAACGGCUGUUUACGUGGGACUCAAGUGCACCAACUUCUCUUCCUGUUGGAGUGACGGGAAGAUGUUCAAUGCUGUCAUCCAUAGAUAUCGACCAGAUCUUGUGGACAUGGAGAGAGUUUAUAUUCAAAGCAACCGAGAGAACCUGGAGCAGGCCUUUGAGAUUGCUGAACGGCUUGGUGUCACCAGGUUGCUGGAUGCAGAAGAUGUUGAUGUCCCUUCACCAGAUGAAAAAUCUGUAAUCACUUACGUGUCUUCAAUUUAUGAUGCCUUCCCCAAAGUCCCCGAGGGAGGAGAAGGAAUUAGUGCCACUGAAGUGGACACAAAAUGGUUAGAAUAUCACACCUGUGUAGAAACACUCAUCAGCUGGAUCAAGCAGCAUACGAUACAGAUGUGUGACAAAUCUUUUCCCCAAAACCCUGUAAAGCUCAAGGCACUUUAUAACCAGUAUAUCCAUUUUAAAGAAACAGAAAUCCCAACAAAACAGUUAGAAAAAAGAAGCAUUGAAGAGUUAUACAAAUUGCUGGAGGUCUGGAUUGAAUUUGGACGCCUGAAGCUGCCGCAGGGCUACCAUCCCAACGACGUAGAGGAAGAGUGGGGAAAGCUGAUCAUAGAGAUGCUGGAGCAUGAGAAGCUUCUACGACCAGCUGUGGAAAGACUGGAGCUGCUGCUGCAGAGAGCAAACAAGAUUCAGAAUGGGACCCUCAGCUGUGAGGAAAAACUCACCUUGGCAAGGAACACGCUGCAGGCAGAGGAAGCCCAAUUGGAGUCGGGCCAGCCAGUGCAGUAUGAAUCCGAUGUCAUCAUGUACCUCCAGGAGUGCGAGGGACUCCUCCGACAGCUGCAGAUGGAUGUUCAGAUACUCCGGGAUGAGAACUAUUACCAGGUGGAGGAGCUGGUCUUCAAGAUUGUGCGGCUUCAAGAUGAAUUGGUAACUUUGAGGCUGGAGUGUACCAAUCUUUACCGGAAAGGUCACUUCUCCUCCCCCUCCUCCUUGGACUUGGCACAGCCUUCCUCCUUGAGCACUAGACACUUGAAGAUGGAACCUUUGCUGAAAGGAACGAUUGCCCCUCCUGCCUCUACCUCCUGGAUUCGGAAGCCAAUGCCUCGUGUGGAGUUAGUAGCUAUUUCAUCCUCUGAAGACGAGGGCAACCUCCGCUUUGUGUACGAGCUGCUCUCUUGGGUGGAAGAGAUACAGAUGAAGCUGGAACGAUCCGAAUGGGGGAAUGACUUGCCCAGUGUGGAAGCCCAGCUGGAGGUUCAGCGCCAAGUCCACAGUAGCGUCAAAGGGAUAGGCUCCAGCGUGAAGGAGGCCAGGAUGUACGAGGGUAAAAUGUCUUCAAAUUUCCGUGCUAGCUACACUGAAACCCUGGGGAAACUGGAGACGCAGUACUGCAAACUGAUGGAGACAUCCAGUUUUCGACUACGUCAUCUCCAAAGUUUGUAUGAGUUUGUAUCACAAGCAACAACUGAGCUAAUUUGGCUAAAUGAAAAGGAGGAGGAAGAGCUUGCCUACGACUGGAGUGACAACAACCCUAAUCUGACGACAAAGAAGAGUUACUUCUCAGAGCUGACAGAGGAGCUGGAGGAGAAGCAGGACGUGUUCCGUGCUUUGCAAGAUUCUUCUGAGCUGCUCUCAUUGGAGAAUCACCCCGCCAAGCAAACAGUGGAGGCCUACAGUGCUGCAGUUCAGACGCAGUGGCACUGGAUCAAGCAGCUAUGCUUGUGUGUGGAUCAGCAUUUGAGGGAGAACACUGCCUACUUCCAGUUCUUUGGUGAUGCCCGGGAAUCUGAGAUGUUCUUGAAGAGCCUCCAGGACAACAUCAAAAGGAAGUAUUCUUGUGACCGCAAUACCAGCCUGACCCGCCUGGAGGACCUGCUCCAGGAUUCCAUGGACGAAAAGGAGCAGCUCAUCCAGUCCAAGAGCUCUGUGGGCAGCUUGGUGGGGAGGUCCAAAAGCAUUGUCCAACUGAAGCCCCGAAACCCCGAGUGCCCUUUGAAGAACACCAUCUCCGUGAAGGCGGCUUGCGAUUACCGCCAAAUUGAGAUCACGAUCUGCCGCAACGAUGAGUGUGUGCUGAAAGACAACGCUCAGCGAACCAAAUGGAGAGUGAUCAGUCCCGCUGGGAAUGAGGCCACGGUGCCCUCUGUUUGCUUCUUGGUUCCCCCUCCCAACAGAGAGGCCAUCGAAAUGGCCAGCAGAGUGGAGCAGCUCUACCAGAAGGUGAUGUCUUUAUGGCACCAGCUGCAUGUCAACAUGAAAAGCCUGGUCUCCUGGAAUUAUUUGAGGAAGGAUAUCGCUUUGGUGCAGAGUUGGAACCUGGAGAAGCUGCGGGCUCUGGCCCCAGGAGAAUGCCACCACACCAUGAAGAACCUGCAGAUGCACUUUGAAGACUUCUUGGAGGACAGCCGAGACUCAGAGAUCUUCUCCCUGGCGGAUCGGCUGCACCUUGAGGAAGAAGUUGAUUCGUGCAAAGAGCAUUUUCAGCAGCUUUUGCAGUCCAUGGAAAACGAGGAUAAAGAUGAGACUGCUUCUCGGACUUACCUCUCUGAGCUCAAGAACAUCCGGCUUCACCUGGAGGAAUGUGAGCAGCGGCUGGUGGGCACCAUCCGGACACCAAGUAGCACCAGAACUGAUGGGGAUGCUCGGCAGGAAAAUACUUUUCGAAUGGCCGAGCAGGAGCGCCUGAAGGGAGAUUUGCACCACUUGAGAGUCGACCUGGAUCAACUGACUGAGAGAUGCCACAUUUUUCUGCACAAGUCUCCCACUGGGUCAAGCACCCCACAGCUUCAUUCUGAGCUGAACCUUCUGGUGGAAAAGAUGGAUCAGGUCUACGGACUCUCUGCAGUCUACCUGGACAAGCUAAAGAUGGUUGAUGUUAUCAUUCAGAAUACACAAGGAGCUGAACUCUUGGUCAAAGGCUAUGAGGUGAAAUUGAGUCAAGAGGAAGCUGUGCCUGCAGACGUCAUUGCCAUUCAGUCCCAGCGGACCUCCUUGCAGCACUGGAUCAGUGAAGUGAACACCAAGAAGGCUGUCUUUGCAACCUUGGAGGAUGACUUGGCAAAAGCCAAGGGGGUAGCGGACCAGCUGUACCGCUUGAAGCAGGAGCGCAGCCUGGACCUGGAGCACUACCAGGAGAAGGGGGCUCAGCUGUGGGAUCGCUGGCAAAGAGUCAGCCUGCAGAUGGAGACACGAAAAUCUGAUCUGGAGAAUAUUGAGGAUGUUCUCAGGGAUUAUCGGAACUGUCAUGGGGCACUUGUCCGGUGGAUUGAGCAGACCACAGUCCAGCAGGAGCUGAUGAAGCCUGGACAAGCAGAGGACAGCCGGGUGCUCUCAGAGCAGCUCAGUCAACAGAUGGCACUGUUUGCUGAAAUAGAAGCAAAUCAAGCCAACCUGGACCAGUGUCAGAAGCUGUCGCAGCAAUAUUCAACUGCUGUCAAGGAGUAUGAGUUGCAGCUCAUGACCUAUCGGGCAUUUGUGGAAUCUCAGCAAAAAUCCCCCUUGAAGCGCCGGCGUGUCCUUUCCUCCUCCGAUGCCAUCACACAAGAGUUCAUGGAUUUACGGACACACUACACAGCCCUGGUCACAUUGACUACACAACAUGUGAAGUACAUCAGUGAUGCUCUCCGGCGCCUGGAAGAGGAAGAAAAAGUUGUAGAGGAAGAGAAACAGGAACACAUGGACAAGGUGAAAGGACUCCUGGGCUGGGUCACAAGCUUCAAACAGAGCCGACCAUUCAGAAGCAUCUCACCCACAAAGAGGAAAAUGCUGGGAGAUAUUGAGAAGUCCAUUUUGGAGCAGCAGGGCUUGAAUGACGAAUUGGCUGCAAAGAAGGAAGAAGUAUCAGAAGCUAUAAAAACUACUCAAAUAUUUCUUGCAAAGCAUAACAACAAGCUUUCUGACCAGGAGAAGGUACAGAUUUCAGUCCACUUGGAUGCGCUCAAAGAAACGUAUGACCAGCUCUGCUGUGAUUCCACAGAACAGCUUCAGCAGUUGCAGAGACACAUGGCUCAGGAGAUGGCACAUAAGACACUGCAAGAACAACAAGCCAUACGAGACCACAAGCUGCAGGAGAUGUGCACCUGGAUGGAUCAGGCAGAGGCCCAGCUGCAGGGUUCCCAAGCAGCCACAGCAGGGGCAUCAGGGGAAGACCUCUCCGUCCUGGAACACAACCAGAAAGACGUGACCGACCUGCGUCGGAGCCUGCACAGCCGGACGGCUUCCUUCACAAGUGUCUUGAAGGCAACAGAGGACUUUCUGGAGGAGAACAGAAUCAAACUUCCCCUUGGAGAGCUGGAAUCCCUGCAAGAAAAGCUCCACCAGGCUCAGGGGCGGUACCUGUCUCUGCAGGAGAGGGUGGAGGCCGCCCAGAAGGAGCUUGAAAGUGCUGUGAACUCUGUGAUGCAACAACAGACAGAAAAGGUUAGAGUUAUUAAAGACUUUGAAGAAAAUUGGAGUAAGAUUGAAUCCCUUCUACACUGGGUGGCAUCAGUGGAGAAGUCUAGAGGGGUCCCAGAAGAUAAAUUGUGGUCAGUGGGAAAAGAUGGUAGAAGACAUGGAGAUGGAAGAGUCCAAGAUGCUCCUGAUGGCCAUUGUUGGAAAUGGUUGAAGAGAAUCUUUUUACACUACACGAGUUUGAAGGUCCAUCACCAAGAGCUUCUUUCUCACCAGCAAGAGGUCAUUCUAGCCACACAGUCAGCCCAGAGUUUCCUGGACAAACAAAACCACAAUCUUACACUGGAAGAGAAGCAGAAUCUGCAAAGAAGGCUAGAAGAGCUGAAGGACCAGUAUGCUGCUUCCCUGUCUCAGACAGAAGGGCAGCUCAAACAAGCCCAGACGCUCUGUGAUGAGCUGCAGAAGUUUUUGCGGGACCACCAAGAGUUUGCAGCCUGGCUGGAACAGGCCGAGCAAGACUUGGAGAAGAUGUGUGCAGGGGACGGCAGCCUUGAGUCCCUUCAGCCUGUGCUCCUGCAGCAGAGUAGCUUCUCUGAAGAUGUGAUUUCCCACAAAGGGGACUUACGUUUUAUCACGAUGUCAGGGCACAAAGUGUGGGAUGCUGAGGAGGCUGUGGCUGCUGCAAGUGGAGGGGAGCCAUGCCCUGAGAUAUUAGCCACCAGCGCAUUAGUGAAGAGCAAACUGGAAGACGCCAACAGGAGAUAUGGCACCCUCCACUCUAAGUGCUCUGCCCUUGGCCUCCACCUGAACCUCCUGCUGGAUUCGCUCUCAGCAGUUCCAGAUAUAGCAGAAUCUCUCCGGUCGUGGCUGCAAGAGCGUGAAGAGGCUGUGACCCGCCUCCUGCUGGAGCCCAUUUCCUCUGACCCAGCCAUUUUGCAAAGGCAGCUGGCUAACGCCAAACACCUGCAGGAGGACCUUGCAGAGCAUCAGGUGCCUGUAGAAAAGCUUGAAAAAAGCUUCAGUCCUCUGGAAAUACGAGAAGCCCCAAUUCCUGACCACAGAGGCAUCCAGCAGACCACAGAUUCCAUUAUGAGCCGAUUCCAGAGCCUUUUGUGUCGGAUGGCUGAGCGCGCGGAUCUUUUGCAGAAGUCCAUUGCUCAAUCUCAGAGUGUCCAAGAGGCUUUGGAGAGCCUCCUUCAGUCCAUGGCUGAGAUUGAGGAAACUCUCAUACAGGAGGAUGUGUCUGCAUUCUCCUCCAUUUCCAUCCAGGAGGCCCUUGCUACAAACACAAAGCUCAAACAAGACAUUGCCAGGCAAAAGAGCAGUUUGGAAGCCACUCGUGAAAUGGUGACCCAGUUUAUGGAAACUGCUGACAGCACCGCUGCUGCCGCCCUCCAAAGCAAGCUGGCAGAGGUGAGCCAGCACUUCAGCCACCUGUGGCAGCAACAGCAAGAGAAGGAGGACACCUGGAAGAAGGUCCUCCCCCAGGUGGAACAGUACGAGCAGCUCUCAGAGAAGCUGAAGCAAUUCAUGGAGAUCCGAGGUCGGAUGCUGGCCUUGGGAAACCAACCUGAGCGGGACAUUACUCACUUCGCCCAGCAGAUCCAGGAACUGAAUUCAGAGAUGAAGCUGUGCCAUGAGGAUCUGGACAAACUGGAACAAUUAACCACAGAGUUAAGCUCUGGUGGGUUGGUGUGGACUGGCUUCUCCUCACACCAAGAGAAGGUGCGCAGUUUGCGGAAAGAGUUCACUCAACUGCAGAAAGCCACAAAGGAAAGGAAAAAAGGAGCUUCGUCUUGUCAAGAACAGUUGGAUGUAUUCCGAAAACUGGUUGGAUCGCUCAGGCAGUGGCUGGAAGAAACAAAGAGGAAUAUCCCAGCUACUGAGACUUCUUUGGGCACACAUGAGUUGGAGAAGCGGAGACAGCAAACAGAGGUCUUUGUGGAAGAAUGGCUAGCAAAGGAGGUUCUUGUGGAGGAGAUGAACCAACGGGGCAUAGCCUUACAGAAUUUAAUCAUUGAGAUUACAGCUCCAGAUGCACAAUUCAAGACAGGUCCUGUGCUCCCUGCUGGUGGUAGUUCAACAGGCAGUGUAAAUGGAUAUCACACCUGCAAAGAUCUGACAGAGAUCCAGUGUGAUAUGUCAGAUGUGAACCAGCAGUACGAAGGGCUGGGUGCUGGUUUACGGAGGCGUCUUGAGCAGCUCUCAGCCAUGUUGGACAAGAUGAGGGAGGCCCAAGAGGAGGUGAACUCUGUGCUGACAUGGUUGGAGGAGAAGGAGCAGGCUUUGAAAGCCCUGGAAGCUUCCUCAUCACCUACAAAAUCGGACACAAUGAGAGCUCAGGCAGAGCAUAAUAAGGCAUUUUUGGGUGAUUUGGAGCAGAAUGCCGUGAAGGUCCAGGCAGCCAAGGAAUCGCUCUCUGGACUCUUGGAGAAAUACCCGGACUCUCCAGAAGCAAGAAACUGGAAGAGGAUGUUGGAAGACUUAAAUUCCAGGUGGGCACAUGCCAAGCAGAUGACAGAGGAGCGCCAGCAGAAGCUAGAAAAAUCAGCCAAUGAACUGGCAAGUUUCCAGGAAGCAGAAGGCCAGCUGAGGCCCUGGCUGAUGGAGAAGGAGCUUAUGAUGAGUGUGCUGGGACCACUCUCCAUUGAUCCUAAUAUGCUGACUGCCCAAAAACAGCAGGUUCAGUUCAUGCUGAAGGAAUUUGAAGCUCGGAAGCACCAGUAUGACCAGCUGAACGAUGCAGCCCGGGGAAUCCCCACCAGCCCUGGUGAAAAGUCUCCAUCCCACAGCCAUGUGCAGGAGGAGCUCCAGGCUAUCAACAGAAAGUGGACCAGCCUCAUGGAACGUCUCAACUCUCGUUCCAGUCAAAUCGACCAGGCUGUGGUCAAGAGCACCCAGUUCCAAGAGCUGCUCCAGGGAUUGUCUGAGAAAGUGAAAGCUGCUGGACAGCGCCUGAGCACCCAGCCUGCCAUCAGCACCCAACCAGAGGCUGUGAAGCAGCAGCUGGAGGAAACCAGUGAAAUCCGGUCUGAGCUGGAGCAGCUGGAAGAGGAGAUCACAGAGGCUCAAGCCCUGUGCGAGCAGCUCUCGGGUCUCAUUGGAGAGCAAUACCUUAAAGAUGAACUCAGGAAGCGCCUGGAAACUGUCGCCUUGCCUCUCAAAGGGCUAGAGGAUUUAGCAGGUGACCGACUGAAUCACUUGCAGACGGCACUCGCCAACUCCCAGCAAUUCCAGCAGAUGUUUGAUGAGCUCUACACUUGGGUAGAGGACAGGCUGAAGCAGCAGGCACAGAGUGGGCCAAUCUCAGCCAAGCUGGAGAGGCUGCAGUUUCAGAUUCAGGAGCAGGAAGAGUCCCAAAAGAGCCUAAACCAACAUAGUGGCUCCUAUGAAAUGAUUGUGGCAGAGGAGGAAUCUUUGCUCCUCUCUGCUCAACCUGGAGAAGAGAAGGCAACCUUGCAAAGCCAACUGGUUAGCUUGAAAGCAAACUGGGAGGAGCUGAGCAAACAAAUUGCCAGUCGGCACUCCAAACUUAAGGACUGCUUACAGAAGGCCCAGAAAUACCAGCGCCAUGUGGAAGACCUUUUCCCUUGGGUGGAGGAUUGUAGGUCAAAGAUGUCAGAGUUAGAAAUCACUCUGGAUCUCGUACAACUGGAAGCCGCUCUUCUAAGGUCAAAGGCCAUGUUGAGUGAUGUAGCAAAACGGCGCUCCCUUCUAGAGAUGCUGAAUAGUGCUGCUGACAUCCUUAUUGAUGCAUCAGAAAUGGAUGAAGAUGACAUUAGAGAUGAGAAAGCAGAGAUCAACCAGAAGAUGGAUGCUAUAACAGAGGAGCUCCAAGCCAAGACCGAGUCCCUUGAAGAGUCUCAAAGGCUCAAGGAGUUCCAAGAAAGUUUUAGGAACAUUGAAAAGAAACUAGAAGGGACAAAGCAUCAGCUGGAGAUCUAUGAAGCUCUUGGCCCUCAGGCCUGUAGCAGUAAAAAUUUGGAAAAACUGAGAGCUCAACAGGAGGCUCUUCAGACCCUGGAAGCCCAAGUGGAUUACCUCAGGAAUUUUACUCAGGGUCUCGUGGAAGAUACUCCAGAUGGAUCAGACUCUUCCCAUCUCUUACACCAAGCUGAAAGCCAACAAGAUUUCAAGGGGGUGAAGCAAAAGUCAAUGAAUGUUGUAAAAUCAUGGAAAGCAAGCUUUGAAGGAAUAGGACUAUUUAAUAAUCGUGUUCGGGAAAUGUUUUCUCAACAUGACCUAGAUGAUGAGUUGGAUAGCAUGGGCCCUGUUGGGAGGGACAUGGACAGCCUCCAGUCCCAAGCAGAUGAUGCCCAUAAUUUUUUGGGCAAACUUCAAUGUUUAAGAUUAGAUAUCCAAGUUUCUGAAGAGAAAUGUAGACAGAUGCUGGAUGAUGAAGGGAGUCCUGAUCUCAUAGGGCUGAAACGUGAACUGGAGACCUUAAAUAAGCAAUGCAUCAAAUUGACUGAAAGGGGGAAAAGCCGCCUGGAGCAGGUGGAUACCACGCUGGCUCGCGUCAAAGACUUUUACAACAAGCUGAAGGAGCUGAACUACAUGACCACUAUGGCAGAAGAGGGUGAAGCACUGCAGUGGGUAGUUGGGACUGAAGUGGAUGUAAUCAACCUGCAGCUGGCAGAUUUCAAGCAAUUCCAGAAGGAGCAAGUUGACCCCCUUCAGUUAAAGCUGCAGCAGGUCAAUGGGCUUGGACAAGGGCUUGUCCAGAGUGCAGGGAAGAACUGUGAUGUCCAGGGCUUGGAGCAUGACAUGGAGGAGAUCAACACUCGGUGGAAUACCCUCAACAAAAACGUGGCCCAGAGGGUUGCCCAACUGCAGGAAGCCCUGCUCCAUUGUGGGAAGUUCCAGGACGCCUUGGAGCCUUUGCUCAGCUGGUUGACUGACACGGAGGAGCUCAUCUCCAACCAGAAGCCGCCAUCUGCUGAAUACAAAGUGGUGAAGGCUCAAAUCCAGGAGCAGAAGUUGCUGCAACGUCUCCUGGACGAUCGGAAAGCUACUGUUGAGAUGAUCCAAGCGGAGGGUGGCAGAAUCGCCCGCUCGGCUGAACCAGCAGACAGGGAGAAAAUCGUCAGCCAGUUGAAUAGCCUGGGAAGCCACUGGGCAAGCCUUCUUAGCAAAGCUUCAGCCAGGCAAAGUCAGCUGGAGGAGAUCCUGGUUUUGGCCAGGCAGUUCCACGAGACAUCAGAGCCCACCUCUGAGUGGUUGUCGGUGACUGAAAAGAAACUGGCCAAUUCCGAGCCCAUUGGGACUCAGACGGCCAAAAUCCAGCAGCAGAUUGCACGGCACAAGGCGCUAGAGGAGGAGAUAGACAAUCAGGCCAUGUCGGUGACUCAGGUGGUCAGCAUUGGCCAUUCCCUGGCCUUGCUGAGCUGCCGUGCUGAGCAGGCCUCCCUGGCCGAGAAGCUUGACCUGCUUGAGUCCCGGUACGCUGAGGUUUCUGACCGAUGUGGCCGGAAGGCUGUCCUCCUCGAACAGGCUCUGUCCAAUGCCCGGCUCUUUGGGGAGGAUGAAGUGGAGGUGCUGAACUGGUUGGCUGAGGUUGAAGACAGGCUCAGCUUGGUGUCCGUCAAGGAUUACAGACGAGAGGUCCUGCAGCAGCAACAUUCUGGCCAGCUGGCUUUGAAUGAUGAGAUUGUGAACCGCAAGAAGCACGUUGACCAGGCCAUCAAGAAUGGGCAGGCCCUCCUGAAACAAACCACAGGGGAAGAGGUGCUGCUCAUCCAAGAGAAACUGGAUGGCAUCAAGACCCGCUACUCGGAUAUCACCGCUGCCAGCUCAAAGGCUCUCCGCACACUGGAGCAGGCACGGCAGCUGGCCACCAAGUUCCAGUCAACACAUGAAGAGUUGACAGUCUGGAUGGGUCAGGUGGAAGAGGAGCUGAUGUCUGGGGGAGGACAUUCCCCCACCGGCGAACAGAUCCCUCAAUUCCAGCAGAGGCAGAAGGAACUAAAGAAGGAGGUGAUGGAACAUCAGAUUAUUCUGGACACAGUGAACGAAGUCAGCCAUGCCCUCCUUGAACUGGUCCCUUGGCGAGCCCGUGAAGGACUAGAUAAGCUGGUUUCAGACACCAACGAGCGGUAUAAAGCCACCAGUGACACCAUCAACCAGCGGGUGGCAGAGAUAGAUGCUGCCAUCCAAAGAUCUCAGCAGUACGAGCAGGCAGCCGAUGCGGAACUCGCCUGGGUUGCUGAGACCAGACGGAAGCUGUUGGCGCUUGGUCCAGUUAGGUUGGAGCAGGACCAGACCACUGCCCAGCUGCAGGUGCAGAAGGCCUUCUCUAUCGACAUUAUUCGUCACAAAGAUUCUGUGGAUGAACUGCUCAGCCAACGAACAGAGAUUUUCGGAACUUGUGGAGAGGAGCAGAAAGUCAUGCUGCAGGAGAAGACGGAGUCUCUUCUGAAGCAGUAUGAUGCAACCAGCCACCUCCACUCGGAGCGCUAUGCUCGCCUGGAACGGGCCCAGGUCCUGGUCAACCAAUUCUGGGAGACCUAUGAAGAGCUGAGUCCUUGGGUUGAGGAGACCCAAGCAUUGAUUGGGCAGCUUCCCCCUCCAGCAAUUGACCACGAGCACCUCAAGCAGCAGCAGGAAGAUAUGAGGCAACUGAGGGAAUCCAUUGCUGAACACAAGCCCCACAUUGACAAGCUGCUGAAAAUUGGCCCUCAACUGACGGAACUGAACCCCGAGGAAGGGGCCAUGGUGCAGGGGAAGUACUUUGCCGCAGAAGCCACCUACUCCCGCAUCAAGGAAGAGGUCCGCCAGCGGGCUCAGGCCCUUGACGAGGCCAUCUCCCAGUCAACGCAGAUUGCAGAGUUCCAUGACAAGAUAGAGCCGAUGCUGGAGAUGCUGGAGACGCUGUCUUCCCGCCUGCGCAUGCCUCCCUUGAUCCCAGCCGAGGUGGAGAAGAUCCGUGAGUGCAUUGGUGACAAUAAAAAUGCCACGCUGGAGCUGGAGAAGCUGCAGCCAUCCUUCGAAGGACUGAAGCGCCGGGGAGAGGAACUUAUCGGACGAUCCCAGGGGGCAGACAGGGACCUGGCAGCCAAAAACAUCCAGGAUAAAUUAGAUCACAUGGUAUUUUUCUGGGAAGACAUCAAAGCUCGAGCUGAGGAACGCGAGAUCAAGUUCCUUGAUGUCCUGGAGCUGGCGGAAAAGUUCUGGUAUGACAUGGCUGCCCUCCUAACCACCAUCCGGGAUACCCAAGACAUUGUCCAUGAUCUGGAAAGUCCUGGGAUUGAUCCAUCCAUAAUCAAACAGCAGAUUGAAGCAGCCGAGACCAUCAAGGAAGAGACAGACGGUUUGCAUGAAGAACUGGAAUUCAUCCGAAUCCUGGGGGCCGAUCUGAUUUUCGCCUGUGGGGAGAUGGAGAAACCAGAAGUUAAGAAAAGCAUUGAUGAGCUGAACGGUGCCUGGGAACAUCUGAACAGAACCUGGAAGGAGAGGCUGGAGAAGCUGGAGGAGGCCAUGCAGAAUGCAGUGCAGUAUCAGGAUAAUCUGCAGGCUAUGUUUGACUGGCUAGAUAACACAGUGAUUAAACUGUGCAACAUGUCCCCGGUGGGCACAGAUCUCAACACUGUCAAAGAGCAACUGAAUGAGAUGAAGGAGUUCAAAACAGAAGUAUACCAGCAGCAAAUAGAGAUGGAGAAGCUGAAUCACCAGGGAGAACUUUUGCUCAAAAAAGCCACAGAUGAGACAGACCGAGACAUCAUCAGAGAGCCACUAACAGAACUGAAGCAUCUUUGGGAGAAUCUGAGUGAAAAAAUAGCUCAUCGACAGCACAAGCUGGAAGGGUCUCUCUUGGCCCUCGGCCAGUUCCAGCAUGCCCUGGCUGAGCUUAUGGCAUGGCUGACCCACACCGAAGAGCUGCUGGAUUCCCAGAGGCCCAUCAACGGGGACCCCAAAGUCAUUGAAGUGGAGUUGGCCAAGCACCAUGUACUGAAAAAUGAUGUGUUGGCCCACCAAGCCACAGUGGAGACUGUGAACAAGGCUGGCAAUGAACUCCUGGAAUCCAGUGCAACGGAUGAUGCCAGCAGUCUCCGGAACCGGCUGGAGACCAUGAACUCCUGCUGGGAGUCAGUCCUGCAGAAGACGGAAGUGCGGGAGCAGCAGCUGCAGGCAACCCUUCAGCAGGCCCAGGGCUUCCAUGGUGAAAUUGAAGACUUCCUUUUGUGGCUCACCAGGAUGGAAAGUCAGCUGUCAGCUUCCAAACCAACGGGUGGGCUGCCAGAAACUGCUCGGGAACAACUGAACAUCCACAUGGAACUCUAUGCCCAGCUGAAGGUAAAUGAGGAAAUCUACAGCGAGCUCCUGGCGAAGGGAAGGCUGAUGCUUCUGAGCCAUGAAGAUUCUGGAUCUGGAUCAAAGAUGGAGCAAAGUGUGGCUCUCUUGGAACAGAAAUGGGUCCUGGUCAGCACAAAGAUGGAAGAGCGGAAGUCCAAGCUGGAAGAGGCCCUCAACCUGGCAACCGAAUUCCAGAAUUCCCUGCAGGACUUCAUCAACUGGCUGACCCUUGGGGAGCAGAGUCUGAACGUUGCUUCUCCUCCCAGCCUCAUCCUUAACACUGUGCUCUCCCAAGUAGAAGAACACAAGGGUUUUGCUAAUGAAGUCAAUGCUCACCGGCAUCAGAUCAUUGCUCUGGACCAAAGUGGAAACCAGCUGAAGUUUCUGAGCCAGAAGCAGGAUGUGGUCCUGAUCAAGAACCUCCUGGUCAGCGUGCAGUCUCGCUGGGAGAAAGUUGUCCAGCGGUCAGUUGAAAGGGGGCGGGCUCUAGAUGAUGCCAGGAAGCGGGCAAAACAGUUCCAUGAAGCUUGGAAAAAGUUGGUGGAUUGGUUGGACGAUGCUGAAAAUCAUCUAAAUUCUGAGCUGGAAAUUUCCAACGAUCCAGACAAAAUCAAAUUGCAGCUUUCCAAGCAUAAGGAGUUCCAGAAAACCCUGGGGGGCAAACAGCCUGUUUAUGACACCACCAUCCGCACCGGAAGAGCCUUGAAAGAGAAAGCUCACUUCCCCGAUGACACCCAAAACCUGGAUCACCUCCUAGGGGAAGUCCGGGAUAAAUGGGACACAGUUUGUGGCAAAUCUGUGGAGCGGCAGCACAAACUGGAAGAGGCGCUUCUCUUCUCUGGGCAGUUUAUGGAUGCACUGCAGGCCUUGGUGGACUGGCUCUACAAAGUGGAGCCCCAGUUGGCUGAAGACCAGCCUGUCCACGGGGAUCUGGAUCUGGUCAUGAAUUUAAUGGACGCUCACAAGGUUUUCCAGAAAGAGCUUGGCAAGCGGACGGGCACCAUCCAGGUUCUCAAGCGUUCAGGUCGUGAACUAAUUGAGAACAGCCGAGACGACACCACCUGGGUGAAAGUGCAGCUUCAGGAGCUGAGCAACCGUUGGGACACCGUCUGCAAGAUGUCCGUCUUGAAGCAGACACGGCUGGAACUGGCCUUAAAGCAGGCCGAGGAGUUCCGGGCAGCCAUCCACCAGCUGCUGGAGUGGCUCUCGGAGGCCGAGCAGACCCUCCGCUUCCGAGGAGCUUUGCCCGACGAUGCGGAAGCUCUGCAGUCACUCAUCGACGUACAUAAGGAGUUCAUGAAGAAGGUGGAGGAGAAAAGGCUGGACGUGAACUCAGCGGUGGGGAUGGGGGAGGCCAUCCUGUCUGUGUGCCACCCAGACUGCGUCACCACCAUAAAACACUGGAUCACCAUCAUGCGGGCUCGGUUCGAAGAGGUUCUCACCUGGGCAAAGCAGCACCAGCAGCGGCUUGAAGCGGCGCUUCUGGAACUCGUGGCCAACGCGGAGCUCCUGGAAGAACUGCUGGCGUGGAUCCAGUGGGCGGAGGCCACGCUGAUCCAGCGGGACCAGGAGCCCCAGAAUAUCGAGCAGGUCAAAGCCCUCAUUGCAGAACACCAGUCCUUCAUGGAAGAGAUGACCCGGAAGCAGCCAGAUGUGGACCGUGUCACCAAAACAUAUAAGAGGAAAACGACUGAGCCAACUCAUGGCCCUUUCAUGGAAAAAUCCCGCAGCAACAGAAAGCCCUUGAACCAGGCAGCCCCUCCGCCCCUGCCAAUCCUAUCGCAGUCCGAAGCCAAGAACCCGCGCAUCAACCAGCUCUCCGCACGCUGGCAGCAGGUGUGGCUGCUGGCCCUGGAGCGGCAGCGCAAGCUCAAUGAUGCCCUGGACAGGCUAGAAGAGUUGAAAGAAUUUGCAAACUUUGACUUUGAUGUGUGGCGGAAGAAAUAUAUGCGCUGGAUGAACCACAAGAAAUCUCGUGUGAUGGACUUCUUCCGGCGGAUCGACAAAGACCAGGAUGGGAAGAUCACCCGGCAGGAGUUCAUUGAUGGGAUCCUGGCCUCUAAAUUCCCCACGACAAAUAGAAUGACAGCUGUUGCUGAUAUCUUUGACCGGGAUGGGGAUGGCUAUAUUGAUUAUUAUGAGUUUGUAGCUGCUCUACACCCUAACAAGAUUGGCUACCGACCCACAACAGAUGCGGACAAAAUCGAGGAUGAGGUGACAAGGCAGGUGGCUCAGUGCAAAUGUGCCAAGCGAUUCCAAGUGGAGCAGAUGGAGAGAACAAGUACCGGUUCUUCCUCGGCAACCAGUUUGGGGAUUCCCAGCAGCUGCGGCUGGUCCGUAUCCUGCGUAGUACCGUCAUGGUCCGUGUUGGCGGAGGAUGGAUGGCCCUGGACGAGUUCUUAGUGAAAAAUGAUCCUUGUCGAGCUCGAGGCAGGACUAACCUUGAACUUCGA
Molecule: messenger RNA, 15788 nt
Organism: Thamnophis elegans (Western terrestrial garter snake)
Lineage: Eukaryota; Metazoa; Chordata; Lepidosauria; Squamata; Natricidae
Gene: MACF1
Product: microtubule actin crosslinking factor 1
Biological process (GO): regulation of focal adhesion assembly; regulation of microtubule-based process; wound healing
Cellular component (GO): cytoplasm; microtubule; intermediate filament
Molecular function (GO): cadherin binding; calcium ion binding; structural molecule activity
Source: RefSeq, a predicted model, not a curated record